UGUUUACAAAAUCACUUCAACUGUGUGUUCCCCAAAAAGUGCUAACAAACUUGGGAUAGGCGCAAAAAUAAGUGCGGUAAAGGAUAAAUAGAAGCUUCCGGCUUCUACAGGAGUGACGGUUUUGUAAGGGAGCGUCAGACACUAGUCUGAAUCUCAAUACUAGACCGUAGCUCAAUUCGUGCAGUGAGGAGUGAAAGAAGAAACAGCAGCCAAGCUGUGGCGCAAAUCAUCAAUUCAACCAGCACCAAACAUGGGUGAAAUGAACGGCGAGGGCGAAAUCAAAGUGCUGGAAAAUGACAUACGCACGUUGCGAAAGCAGCUGCAGGAGAAGGUUCAGCAACUGAAGACCUUGAAAAAGCAUUUUCAGAAAAAUUGCAUUACCAAGCUGAACAACGAUGAGAUUGCACGCUACAGCCGCCAGAUUAUUCUGUCCGAGAUCGGUGUACAGGGCCAGUUGAAGCUGAAAAAGGCUUCAGUGCUGGUGGUUGGUGCCGGUGGGCUUGGAUGUCCCGCGUCCCUCUAUCUAGCCGGUGCCGGUAUUGGGCGCAUCGGUGUGCUAGACUACGACGAGGUGGAGCUGACGAACCUUCAUCGCCAACUGCUGCACACAGAAGCCACGGUCGGUUUGACCAAGGUCACAUCGGUACAGUCGUAUCUGGAGCAGCUGAACUCGCAGAUAGAAAUUCAGACACACCACACACAGCUAACGAGCGACAAUGCUAUGACCAUUCUCGAGCAGUACGAUGUGGUUGUCGAUGCAACGGACAAUGUGGCCACCCGCUAUCUGCUAAAUGAUGCGUGCGUAAUGCUACACAAACCGCUCGUUUCUGGCAGCGCGUUACAGCUCGAAGGACAGCUAACGGUGUACAACUAUCGCGGUGGACCCUGCUAUCGUUGCCUAUUCCCGAGCCCUCCACCACCCGAAUCGGUCACGAAUUGCGGUGACGGGGGUGUCCUGGGCGCCAUAACCGGUGUGAUCGGUGCACUGCAAGCAUUGGAAACGAUCAAGAUCAUCCUAUCGAACGAGGGUGUACUGAGCGGCCGGUUGCUACUGUUCGAUGGUCAGCAGAGUGCGUUCCGCAAUUUGAAACUACGCCCCAAAAAACCAACCUGUGCCGUUUGCUCUGAAACACCCACACUCACCAAGUUGAUCGACUACGAACAGUUUUGUCAAAUGAAAGCAACCGAUAAGGACACGGCACUGACAGUGCUGCAACCGUGCGAACGGAUUUCCGUGCGUGAAUAUCACGACGGUUGGCUGUCGGUUGGUCGCGGACAUUUGCUGGUGGACGUACGUGGUGCCAAUCAGUUCGAAAUGUGCCAACUACCCGGCACUUCCGUUAAUAUCCCCAUCGAGGACAUUCUGAGCAACAGGCGAACCGGAGAGAUAUUCGAACGCGCCCAGCAAACGAUGCUCCCGGUGUAUUUCGUUUGUCGACGGGGUAACGAUUCGCAGCUAGCCGUAAGGCAUCUUGCACCGAUGUUCCAGGAACGGGAUCUUCCUGCGCCACGUGACUUGAUCGGAGGGCUGCACGCCUGGACAAAAACGGUUGAUCCAAACUUUCCCAUCUAUUGAUGGUUCUGCGUUUUGUUUCUUUUUUAUCUUCUCACUAUCUUUGUUAUUCCGUUUUUUGAGCACAAUAAAAUCGUACCAUUCAGAGUCGCAUAGCGACAGCAUAAUCUUUU
Messenger RNA from Anopheles funestus (African malaria mosquito), 1686 nucleotides. It is a transcript of the gene Uba4, whose product is annotated as adenylyltransferase and sulfurtransferase MOCS3. Gene Ontology annotation, molecular function: thiosulfate-cyanide sulfurtransferase activity; adenylyltransferase activity; URM1 activating enzyme activity. The transcript has 3 exons. The record is from RefSeq and is a predicted model, not a curated record. Lineage: Eukaryota; Metazoa; Arthropoda; Insecta; Diptera; Culicidae. Gene Ontology annotation, cellular component: cytoplasm; cytosol. Gene Ontology annotation, biological process: tRNA wobble position uridine thiolation; protein urmylation. The coding region runs from base 251 to 1576 and encodes 441 amino acids.